Lactuca sativa (garden lettuce) is the source of this 2183-nucleotide messenger RNA. Its product is annotated as calcium-dependent protein kinase 1. The record is from RefSeq and is a predicted model, not a curated record. NCBI's taxonomy places the organism in Eukaryota, Viridiplantae, Streptophyta, Magnoliopsida, Asterales, Asteraceae. Gene Ontology annotation, biological process: protein phosphorylation. Gene Ontology annotation, molecular function: ATP binding; calcium ion binding; protein kinase activity.
AAUUUAGUAAUAGUAUAAUAAUCCUCAACAUGUUUUUACUUACAUAAUACAUCUUUCCUCAUUCAUUCCCUUGAACUAAUCAAAACACAUAAAAUAAGAAAUGGUUAGACUAAUUCAGCACCUCUGCUUCGCUUCGCCUUCUCCUCCAUAACUAUUAGGUUAUCUCGACGAUGAAGUUCAGAUCUUUCUUCCUCUGAGCGAAAAAUCAAAUCUUUAUGUUAAAUUCCUUAAAGCGUUUCUUGACAAUUGAUCAAAGCUAAAUGGGUAACACUUGUGUUGGACCAAAUAUUUCAAAAAAUGGAUUCAUCCAAUCCGUUUCAGCUGCAAUGUGGAGAACCCCAGCUGAUUCCACCCCACCUACCCCAAACGGAGAACAAUCAAAUCACAGCAGACAAUCAGAAUCACCAUUACCUGUUCAAAACAAGCCACCUGAACAAAUCACAAUUCCAAAACCCGACAAAAAACAAGAAGAACAACAACAAGUAAAACCCAAAAAAGCCCCUCAAAUGAAAAGGGUAUCAAGUGCUGGCCUUAGAACCGAUUCAGUUCUACAAAGAAAAACCGGGAGUUUAAAGGAGUUCUUCACAUUGGGGAAGAAACUAGGACAAGGGCAAUUUGGUACAACUUUUCUUUGUAUAGAAAAAGCAACGGGUGAACAUUACGCGUGCAAAUCGAUUGCAAAAAGGAAGCUAUUGACAGAUGAAGAUGUGGAGGAUGUGAGAAGGGAGAUUCAGAUAAUGCAUCAUUUAGCAGGGCAUCCGAAUGUUAUAGCCAUUAAAGGAGCUUAUGAAGAUGCUGUUGCAGUUCAUGUUGUUAUGGAAUUAUGUGCAGGAGGUGAGCUUUUUGAUAGGAUUAUUCAAAGAGGACAUUACACUGAAAAAAAAGCAGCUGAGCUUACAAGAACGAUUGUUGGGGUUGUGGAGACUUGUCAUUCUUUAGGGGUUAUGCAUCGCGAUUUAAAGCCUGAAAAUUUCUUGCUUGUUGAUAAGAAAGAAGAUUCGCUUCUCAAAACUAUUGAUUUUGGAUUAUCGGUUUUCUUCAAACCAGGUGAAUCAUUUAAUGAUGUGGUUGGAAGCCCAUAUUAUGUUGCACCAGAAGUUUUGAGAAAACGUUAUGGCCCUGAAGCAGACGUUUGGAGUGCUGGGGUUAUUGUUUAUAUCCUAUUAAGUGGUGUACCUCCAUUUUGGGCUGAAACGGAGCAAGGAAUAUUUGAACAAGUCCUGCAAGGCGAUCUUGAUUUCUCUUCUGAUCCAUGGCCAAAUAUUUCUGAAGAUGCAAAAGAUCUUGUAAGGAGAAUGCUUAUUCGAGACCCUAAAAGACGAUUAACUGCACAUGAAGUUUUAUGUCAUCCUUGGGUUCAAGUUGAUGGCGUGGCUCCAGACAAGCCUCUCGACUCUGCAGUCCUAAGUAGAAUGAAACAAUUUUCAGCCAUGAAUAAGCUUAAGAAAAUGGCUUUGAGGGUUAUAGCUGAGAGUAUGUCUGAAGAAGAAAUAGCAGGGCUAAAACAAAUGUUUCAGAUGAUUGAUACAGACAACAGUGGUCAAAUUACUUUUGAUGAACUUAAAGCUGGAUUAAAAAGAGUUGGUGCUAACCUUAAAGAAUCAGAAAUCUAUGAUCUUAUGCAAGCAGCGGAUGUUGAUAAUAGUGGAACAAUUGAUUAUGGGGAAUUUGUAGCUGCAACUCUGCAUCUGAAUAAAAUUGAGAGAGAAGAUCAUUUGUUUGCUGCUUUUUCAUAUUUUGAUAAAGAUGGAAGUGGUUAUAUUACUGCUGAUGAGCUUCAACAUGCAUGUGAUGAAUUUGGUAUAGAUGCUAGACUUGAAGAGUUGAUUCAAGAUGUUGAUCAAGACAAUGAUGGACGCAUAGAUUACAAUGAAUUUGUGGCUAUGAUGCAAGGACACACAGGGGGCGCACCAAAGAAGAGCCUAGACAAUAGUUUCAGUAUCAAGUUCAGAGAAGCAUUUAAGCUUUGAAUAUAUCAACUUUUUUCUUGUUAUUAUUAUUAUUUUUUUUUUGUUCUUUUCCAUUAUAGGACUUUACUUUCAUUAAAUUUGUAUUUUUGGUUUUGAGUUUGAAUUUGUUGUGAAAACUGUAAUUCAGCUCUGAUUUGUAUCUUGCUACAACCGAAUGUUAUCAAGUUCUUUGUGGAUAUUAACUUAUGGGUUUCUUGUAACCCUUUGUUUUAA